Miscanthus lutarioriparius is the source of this 2010-nucleotide messenger RNA. The record is from the annotation of a GenBank genome assembly. Lineage: Eukaryota; Viridiplantae; Streptophyta; Magnoliopsida; Poales; Poaceae.
AUGGCAGCCGCUAACGAAAGCGAGCAGCAGGCUGCUGCUGGUGCCGGUGAGCCAACACCACCCGGCCCCGCAACUGCCCGCCCGCCGGCGGCCACGCUUGAUGCGCAGCUGUUGAUGGCUGCUCGCCGCGGCGACAGCAAACAGCUCAAGGAUCUGCUGCCGCUGAUCAAGGACGACGACGAGCAGCAAAGCUCGUCCGUGGCGGCGGGAGCACAAGACGUGGAGUACCUCGACUGCGCCAAAAUACUGGUCCGCAACAAGAAGCGCAAGGGCGGUGCAGAUGCAGCGCGCCUAGCCCUGGAAGCGCGCAACCGCAAGGGCGACACGCCCCUGCACUGCGCCGCCGGUGCUGGGAACGCCAGCAUGAUCUCUUGCCUCGUUGAUCUCAUCGCCAACGACACCACCGACGACGAGGCGGGGGCACCGGUGAAGAAGGCGUUCCUGAGGAUGCAGAACGAGUGUGGAGAGACCGCGUUGCACCAGGCCAUCCGCGCCGCUGCCGACAACAAGCUUAAGGUGGCCUGCAUCGACCAGCUGAUGGACGUGGAUUCGGAGCUGGCCUGCAUCCCAUUCCCACGUCAGGAGGAAGAUGCUGGUGCUUCCCCGUUGUACUUGGCUAUCUCACUGGGUGAAGUCGAGAUUGCGCGGCACCUGUAUAGCAAGACUAAAGGCGGCAAGCUGUCCUAUUCCGGACCACAUGGCCGUAACGUCUUGCAUGCAGCGGUUCAUCGUGGCCAAGCGCUGCCUAUGAUUUUGGAAUGGCUCAUCAAGGACAUGAAGCCUAAAGAAGACAGUAGUACUGUGUCUCUUGUGUCGCGACUGACUAGCGAAAGGGACAAGAAGCAGAAGGAAGCACCCUCUUCACUUGGCCGCGUCCUUGUCCGGGUGGCCAGGCGCGGGGCGGACGACGAAGGAUCCUACCCCAUACACGUCGCUGCAUGGUCUAACAGCAUCGUUAUCGUGAUCCUGCUGGGGAGGUGUCCGGACUGCGCCACCCUGCGAGAUGGCAAAGGACGGACGUUCCUCCAUGUCGCCGCCGAGGAGGGAUGCCACGAUGUGGUUCGAUAUGUCUGUGGAAAAAUGCCACAGCGAUUUUCAUCGAUGAUUCUGAAUGCGCAGGACAACAACGGGGACACUGCGCUGCACGGCGCUGUCCGUUAUGGGAACCUUGCCGUCUUCAACUGUUUACUUCGGAAUCCACGGGUACGCUUGGACGUGACAAAUAAAGACGGGAUGACACCACUGGAUCUUUCAUGGAGUAUGACCCCUUCAGCAAUUCUUUAUUACGUGCUUAAUCCAAGAAGUGUUGUACGGCUUUCAUUGCUCUUUGCAGGAGCUCCUCAUGGUGGAGGCCGGCCGGAGCUCUUCUGUGAACAACACAUCACCAAAGGAGACGAGGACAAAGAGUCACAGAAACAUACAGAUGCAACGCAAGUGAUGAGCAUUGUCGCCGUACUUAUUGCGACCGUCACAUUUGCAUCAGCUUUCACGUUGCCUGGUGGUUAUCGAUCCGUCGGGGACUCAUCUAGCAAUAAUCACGCUGGGACGCCGGUGCUUGCUGGGAGCUAUGUUUUCGACGCCUUUAUCCUUGCCGACACCUUGGCAUUCGUCUGCUCCACCUUGGCUACCUUUAGCCUUGUCUAUGCCGGGGUGCCGGCCAUGGCCAUCUCCAUCCGCAACUACUACUUCAACAUUUCGGCCGUGUUGCUGCAGAGUGCAGGAAGGAGUUUCGUGGCCGCUUUCGCCUUGGCCUUGUACCCGGUGCUGGCUCCAGUUGAUCAUACAAUUGCAGUGACUGUCUGCGUCAUCAUUUUUGCAUCUUUGCUCUGGGGAAACGUGGAAGCUUGGCGGAUCACCUGUGGGGCAAACACGGUCCGUGCUCGAAUUGGGAUACGGCGAUUUCCAGUACGGGCUUACGUACGACAAAUAUUGUUUUAUGUCUUGGUACACUUUUGGUCGUACAUAAUAAUCCUUGGUCUCCCAGCAAUUCGGAAGUGGGCAAGUAAAUAA